Molecule: messenger RNA, 356 nt
Organism: Staurois parvus
Lineage: Eukaryota; Metazoa; Chordata; Amphibia; Anura; Ranidae
Source: the annotation of a GenBank genome assembly
CAGGGGCAGACUGAUGAUUUGGAAAUUCGGGCACUGCCCGAGGGCCUGGGGUCAGUAGGGGGACCCAUGAGAUGCCCCUGGUACCUUUUUCAUAGGCUUUUUUGAGUUUGGGCAAGGACACAGGGGCCCCAUGAUCCCCUAUUGCCCGGGAGCCCCAUGAGUUGUCAGUCCGCCCCUGGUUGUACCGCAACUGCCCUGCAACCAUGAGCAUGCAUGUGAUUGUGGCAUGGUGGGUCAGUAUUCUGAGGGUGCAAGUGUACAAUCCAAAUGCACACGUUCCUGCGUUAAAAACGGCUGUGUGUAUAAGUGGGCAAGAACACAGGGGCCCCAUGAUCCCCUAUUGCCCGGGGGCCCCA